AUGGAGAUAAAUACAAAGGACAGGGAAUUGCGCAACCUGCGGUCAGAAAACACCAGAUUAAGAACACACAUUCGAAAUAUUGAAGAAAACAAGCAAGUUGAUCUGGCUAUUAAAAGGCAACGGGAACAGGAAUCGAAUGUUUAUAACCACAUGGCAGAAAUUGAUUUGAGAAAUGGAUUAUUAGCAGCAAACAAGGAAUUGGAAAAUCUUAGGCGAGAGUAUGUGAAUCGAUUGAAUCAUUUUAAGCAAGAUAUGAAUGCAAAAAAUGCUGAAAUCAUGGAUCUUCACCGAACAAUAGCAAAUGGUCGUAUUCUGAUAAAAAAUAUUGAAAGUCGACUAGAAACUGCAACUAAAGACUUGGACAAAAAAACUCGAGAAGUUUUUUGA
Molecule: messenger RNA, 387 nt
Organism: Caenorhabditis angaria
Lineage: Eukaryota; Metazoa; Nematoda; Chromadorea; Rhabditida; Rhabditidae
Source: the annotation of a GenBank genome assembly